GUCUGAUAGAUCAAGAAUUGGCGGACCAGCUCAUGCUGAAAGGAUCAACGGUACCGCUGUGCCUUCGUUGGACAGGGGAAACGCAGCGAUGCGAAAGUGAUUCCCGAUCUGUUACCCUUGAAAUCUCAGGAACGAGCAAGACGGCCAAGAACUUCCAGCUAUCCGGAGUAAGAACAGUGGAAGAUCUGUUGCUUCCUCAUCAGACACUCAACGUGAAAGAGAUGGGUAAUCACUAUCCUCAUCUUAAAGGGCUUCCUGUUGAUUCCUAUCACAACGUUCGGCCAAGAAUCCUUAUAGGGAUGAAGCACGUGCAAGUCAGCCUUGUGUUGAAGAGCAGAGAAGGAAACGUUGGCGAGCCAGUAGCGGUUAAGACGCGGCUGGGGUGGACAGUAUGCGGUGGAGAAAAUACAGAAGGCGACGACGUAGGGAACCUAGUCCACUACACUUUCCACGUGUGUGCGUGUGAACGAACGACAGAUGAUGAGCUGCAUCAAAAUGUGAAAAAGCAUUUUGCACUAGAAAGUCUCGGCAUCUCGAAACCAGAAAAGCUUCUACUCUUUACCGCAGACCAACGAGCUCAAGAUCUCUUAAAGCAACUGACUGUUUACGAUGGAAGGCAAUACACGACUGGGCUCUUGUGGCGUCACGACAACAUCCGUUUACCAGAUAACUACAGCAUGGCUCUACGCAGGCUCCACUGCCUGCAAAGACGUCUUGAUAAGGACCCAGAACUAGCAGAGACACUACAUGGAAUGAUCGCGGACUACGUCUCCAAGGGAUAUGCCCGAGUACUCUCGGAAGAUGAACUGAACCAACAAUUUCCCAGAGUGUGGUAUCUGCCAGUGUUUCCGGUUGUCAAUCCAAAUAAGCCAGGUAAAGUGAGGCUAGUGUGGGACUGUGCUGCUUGUUCCUUCGGCGUCUCGUUGAAUUCAGCUCUGCUCAAAGGUCCUGAUCAGCUUUGUUCACUGCUGUCCAUAUUGCUACAAUUUCGAGAAAACAAAGUGGGCCUUACUGGAGACAUAAGGGAAAUGUUCCACCAGGUACGCAUUCAUGAUGAGGAUCAACACUGUCAACGCUUUCUGUGGUGUAACAAAAAAGGAGAUAUCGUGGUCUACGCAAUGCAAGUCAUGACAUUCGGAGCAUGUUGCUCGCCCAGUUGUGCGCAAUAUGUUAAAAACAUCAACGCGGAUCGUCAUGCUGAAGAAUACCCAAAAGCGUCCGAAGCGAUCCAUAAAAAACACUACGUGGAUGAUAUGCUUGUCAGCUUGGAAACCGAAGAAGAAGCAAUCAGAACAGCGGAAGAAGUGAAGUACGUCCACCAACGAGGUGGAUUCGAGAUCCGUAACUGGAUAAGUAAUUCGACAAUAGUCCUGGAGGCUCUAAACGAAAAGGGGUUCAACGAGAAAGAUCUGGAUCUAUCCCCAGAAGUCAGCACCGAGAAGGUCUUGGGGAUGUGGUGGUGUACUGUUUCAGAUACGUUCACCUACAAGAUUGGGUGGAAUCGCUAUGACCGUGCUCUUCUGGAAGGCCAUAGACGUCCUACAAAACGAGAAGUCCUGCGAGUGCUGAUGUCAAUUUUCGACCCUCUUGGCUUAAUAGCUCACUUUCUCAUGUUCCUGAAGGUGUUGUUGCAGGAGGUGUGGCGCUCUGGAGUUCAGUGGGACAAAGAGAUAACCGACGACGCGUUUGCAAAAUGGCAGCACUGGUUGAAGAUAUUGCCUCAGGUAGAACAAGUCCGAGUUCCAAGGUGCUAUAGGUCGCUAACCCUGACCCCUGAAGAUGAAGCGGAGCUCCACAUUUUCGCCGACGCCAGUGAAAGCGGAAUGUCCGCCAUCGCUUAUCUACGGUUCGUCAAACACCAGACCAUCGAGUGUAGAAUUGUAGCAGCAAAAACUAGGGUAGCGCCGUUGAAGUUUGUAUCUAUUCCCCGACUAGAAUUACAGGCCGCGGUAGUUGGCGCUAGAUUAGCUCACACGAUCGAGGAUGCCCUGUCUGUAAAAAUGUCUAAAAAGUAUUAUUGGACUGACUCCCGCGACGUACUUUGUUGGCUGAACUCCGACCACCGCCGAUACACACAAUUUGUUGCGUUUCGUGUCAGCGAACUUUUGGAGAUUACCGAAGCAAACGAAUGGCGCUGGGUGCCAUCCAAAAUGAAUGUUGCGGACGACGGUACCAAGUGGAGCACCUUUCCCGAUCUUUCACCCGGCAGUAGAUGGUUUGUUGGCCCGGAGUUCUUACGACUACAGGAAACGGACUGGCCACAACAACUUACGAAUAAUUGUUCUACAGAAGAAGAACUUCGUCCCAGCUUCCUUGCCUAUCACGUUCCCUACGAACCACUCGUGAACUCAAGCAAGUUUUCUAGCUGGAAGCGUUUGCUGAAUGUCACUGCCUACAUCAUCCGAUUCCCUGCCAACUGUCGCCGGAAACUUCGGAGGCAACGUACAAUCAGUGGACCAGCAAUGGCGGAUGAACUUGUUUCUGCCGAAACCUUUCUCCUGCGUUCAGCUCAGCGCGAUGGUUAUCCUGCAGAGAUCGCUCACUUGGAAAGAUCCCAACAUAACCCCAGCAACUCGUUGCCAAAGCACAGCAGCCUAUACCAACUAACGCCGUGGUUAGAUAGCAGAGGAUUGAUGCGAAUGCGGACAAGAAUUGCAGCCUGCCAAUACGCUACGGAAGACGCGAAGCAACCAAUCAUUCUUCCGCGCGACCACCCCACUACUAAUCUGAUCCUUACUCACUACCAUCGAAAAUUUUACCACCAAAAUCAUGAAACGGUGAUCAACGAACUUCGACAGAAAUUCUACAUUGCGAAAAUCCGUACUGCCUAUGCCAAAGUCAAGAAGAACUGCCAGCGAUGUAAGAACGACACCGUAAACCCACGCCCACCAAUCAUGGCCGAUCUUCCAAUAGCACGCCUUGCGACGUACUCGGCCCCCUUUACCCACACAGGGAUCGAUUUUUUCGGACCGUACGAAGUAACUGUGGGAAGACGCACUGAAAAGCGAUGGGGCAUGCUCGCAACCUGCUUAACAAUCCGAGCAAUCCACAUCGAAUUAGUUCCUUCAUUAAGCACUGACUCCUGCAUUAUGGCAAUAAGAAAUUUCAUCGCACGCCGUGGUACACCUAGUGUGAUAUACAGCGAUAGAGGAACCAACUUUAUCGGAGCGUCUCGUCAAAUGAAAGAAGCCGCCGAAGCAGUGAACGUGGACGAUGUAGUGAAGGAAUUCACUUCUGUCGAUACAACUUGGUCCUUUAACCCACCCUUCGCGCCACACAUGGGAGGCAGCUGGGAGCGGUUGAUAGGCAGUGUAAAGCGAAAUCUACGAACAAUCAACCCUCCGCGAAACCCAACUGAUGAAGUUCUGCGUAAUCUUCUAAUCGAAGUCGAAAACAUCAUAAAUUCUAGACCGCUAACCCAUGUCCCGAUCGACGAUGACUGCGGCCCUGCCUUAACACCGAACCAUUUCCUACUUGGUUCAUCAAACGGAAUUAAGCCAUACUCUACAUUAGACGACAGCAAAGCUGCUCUUCGACAGAACAUCUUAGCCUCACAAGUACUAGCGAACACGUUCUGGAAGCGUUGGCUAAGCGACUACCUGCCAGAAAUCACCAAACGGACGAAGUGGUUCAGUCGAAGUGAUCCAGUAACCGUGGGAGACGUGGUAGUGAUUGCCGAUCCCAAACUACCCCGCAAUUGCUGGCCUAAAGGGAAGGUCAUCGAAACACAUCCGAGCAAAGAUGGAGAAGUUCGCUCGGCCACAGUACGGACAUCUACCGGAGUCUACGUGCGACCAGUCACCAAACUUGCAGUACUGGACGUAAGGCGCGAAGCAAGUAAGCCAGCCUGAACGCUGGCGUACCUGGGGGGAGUGUGAACUGUCCUAUCGAACAGUGCGCGCCCAUUGUGUUUCUGCCUUUGCAGCAGCCCUGCUGUUGCUGUUCUUGCGGCAUUGAUUGGAGUGACAGAGCGACCGCCUGUCACUGUCGUGAGUAAAUGACAAAGAGAUGUUGAUAAGUAACGUUCACGUUGGAAUAUUUAUCGUUCACUUACUACUAUCCUAAAAUAAGUUAACAGUUAAUACGUUAAAACUAUACUUAAACCUAAUUGUUUUGCUAGUGGAGUCAGGUACUUGGAUUACUCUUAUUGAAAUAUGCCUUAAACUAAUGAAUUCUCUACAACUAGUGCCUAAACUACUGUAAACCUACUGAGGAACUACUGUGUACAGAGUACCUAACCUAAAUUUUCCUAAGCUAAAUCGGAACGCUACUAAGAAUACGAACACAGCAGCUCCAAUUCCCAAGACCCUCCGGAUUACGCUAGGGGAACUAAACGUAAGUUGAAGUUUAAAUCUAAAUGAAAAUCCAUUAUGCUACCUAUGUUGAAACAUGCACCUAUAUAUCAUUAUGCUACAAAGUUAUACACUAAAUUACCUAUACAGCAUUAUUGUAAACCUAAAAUUCAUCCCAUCCUUAACACCAUUCAGGAAUUUAUUAAUCUCCCAAAUAAAGAGCCGUGCACUACAGAUUGCUCUGGAGAUUAAUCAACCGGAAAGAAUCCCCCUUUCAGUCUGGGUGACAAUUGUUGACACUAAAUUCAACAA
Messenger RNA from Aedes albopictus (Asian tiger mosquito), 4604 nucleotides. RefSeq lists its product as uncharacterized. Gene Ontology annotation, biological process: DNA integration. The coding region runs from base 33 to 3851 and encodes 1272 amino acids. Lineage: Eukaryota; Metazoa; Arthropoda; Insecta; Diptera; Culicidae. Gene Ontology annotation, molecular function: nucleic acid binding. The record is from RefSeq and is a predicted model, not a curated record. The transcript is spliced from 2 exons.